Messenger RNA from Protopolystoma xenopodis, 686 nucleotides. NCBI's taxonomy places the organism in Eukaryota, Metazoa, Platyhelminthes, Monogenea, Polystomatidea, Polystomatidae. The record is from the annotation of a GenBank genome assembly.
AGUUCGACCGGACUCAUUAUCCCGACUUAAUUGCUCGUGAGCACUUGGCGAAAGCAGCUGGUUUGGCCGAAUCCCGUGUCCAGGUCUGGUUCUCUAAUCGCCGAGCCAAGUGGCGUCGUGAGUCGAAGCAGACUUCAUCUCCUUCAGCACCUUCAUUCAGUGAUUCAGCCUUGGUCACCCAUGCAAGGGACAAGGCUAUUGACACUCUUGAACUACUUGAGAAAUCAAAAGAAGUAGUUAAUCAUUCAUUAUUGGCGCAUUCAUCUUCUCCUGCCAUAAAUCCGGUGUUAAGAACACAGCCAAGUAAAAAGGACUCCCAUGUUCCCCCAAAUCAAUUGUCUCACGACCAGAUGCCAGCAAAAAUGUCAUCAGCAUUGACAGUCAUGGCGCUAACUCAUACUUCUUCCUUGUCUUCUCCCAAUUUGCAUGCUAAGGAGACGAAAAGUUACGUAAAGUCAGGGGACGAUCAAAUUAACUUGAAUGCAGAAUUAAAUUGCACCAGCGACGUAGCUGAAUCAACUUGUAUAAAUUCCAUAAGCUGCUUGACAAUAAUCGAAGAUCGUUCUGUUCUCAAACUUGCUGGUUCGCAGCCAGAUAAAGUCAAGUUAAACAAUGCAACUCCAGUCAUUGAUAAUAAGAUACAAGUCAACGGAUGGCAUGAUAGAAUGGAUAAGCGAAUGUCUUAG